Molecule: messenger RNA, 330 nt
Organism: Encephalitozoon hellem ATCC 50504
Lineage: Eukaryota; Fungi; Microsporidia; Unikaryonidae
Exons: 1
Coding region: 1-330 (109 amino acids)
Biological process (GO): transmembrane transport
Cellular component (GO): membrane
Source: RefSeq, a predicted model, not a curated record
AUGUUAUCUGGAAGGUCAGUCUUGAAGUUUCCAUUUCUCAGCCUCAGAAAGAGUGCUUCGGAAAGCAUUGUCCCCAGGGUUGCACUGUCAAUGGCUAUGCUCAAGCCCAUUAGUGUCAUAAUGCCAAAGGUCCUCAGCGACAAUCUAUAUAAGGGAGCAAUGGCACUCGCAACCUGUCCAUUUGGAGUCGGGGACAAGAUCAAAAUUGAUAAGUAUGACGGGGUUGUUAAAAACAUAAGCUUCUGGUAUGUAAUGCUGGAGAGGGGAAAGGGCUAUGUGUUUAUCCCUACAUCUCACAUGUACAACACCGUUGUUGAGCUAUUAAAAUAG